Molecule: messenger RNA, 1188 nt
Organism: Rubroshorea leprosula
Lineage: Eukaryota; Viridiplantae; Streptophyta; Magnoliopsida; Malvales; Dipterocarpaceae
Source: the annotation of a GenBank genome assembly
UCAUCGCUCGAUAUUUUGUGUUUCUGCAGAACUCUUGAAAUACUCUCUCAAGAUGCAAAUCUUUGUGAAAACCCUUACUGGCAAAACAAUCACCCUUGAGGUGGAAAGCUCGGACACCAUUGACAAUGUCAAAGCCAAGAUCCAGGACAAGGAGGGUAUUCCCCCCGAUCAACAGAGGUUGAUCUUUGCUGGCAAACAGCUCGAGGAUGGCAGGACUCUUGCAGACUAUAACAUCCAAAAGGAGUCAACUCUCCACUUGGUUCUUCGCCUUCGUGGUGGCAUGCAAAUCUUUGUGAAAACUCUUACUGGGAAAACCAUCACUCUAGAGGUUGAAAGUUCUGAUACCAUUGACAAUGUCAAAGCCAAGAUUCAAGACAAAGAGGGUAUUCCCCCAGACCAGCAGAGGUUGAUCUUCGCUGGUAAACAGCUAGAGGAUGGAAGGACCCUUGCUGACUACAAUAUCCAAAAGGAGUCAACCCUUCACUUGGUGCUUCGUCUUCGUGGUGGCAUGCAAAUUUUUGUGAAGACCCUUACUGGAAAAACCAUUACCCUGGAGGUGGAAAGUUCUGAUACCAUCGAUAAUGUGAAAGCAAAGAUCCAGGACAAAGAAGGCUUUUUCCAUCAACUAAGGUUCAUGUCUGCUCUUGACGUUCCUACUGCCUUUGAUCCUUUUGCUGAUGCAAAUGCUGAGGACUCAGGAGCUGGUUCAAAGGAGUACGUGCACAUCCGUAUUCAGCAGCGCAACGGUAGGAAAAGCCUGACAACUGUCCAGGGGUUGAAGAAGGAAUUCAGCUAUAACAAGAUACUCAAGGACCUUAAGAAGGAGUUCUGCUGCAAUGGCACUGUUGUCCAGGACCCUGAAUUAGGGCAGGUUAUUCAACUUCAAGGUGACCAGCGGAAGAAUGUCUCCACCUUCCUUGUUCAGGCUGGUAUCGUGAAGAAGGAAAAUAUAAAGAUCCAUGGUUUUUAAGCUGCAGCAGCAAGUAUUCCCUAUAUCGGACAUAUUCCUCUACUGUGUCCAAUUAGAACAUAAUAUCAUAUAAUCUCUGUUGGUUAUCUGACUAUAUGCAUCUGGCGUUUGUUCUUCUAUCUACCAUCUGGUUUGUGUAACUCUGGACGACUAUGGAAUCUAUGACAGUUUGUUUUCGAUUAGUUAUUGGUAUCCAAAAUUAAACUAGUUCUAGUAUG